Messenger RNA from Fusarium oxysporum Fo47, 1617 nucleotides. RefSeq lists its product as uncharacterized. NCBI's taxonomy places the organism in Eukaryota, Fungi, Ascomycota, Sordariomycetes, Hypocreales, Nectriaceae. The coding region runs from base 226 to 1275 and encodes 349 amino acids. The transcript has 2 exons. The record is from RefSeq and is a predicted model, not a curated record.
CCUCCAAACAACUUUCCUAUAGGUCGACGCUUUCAGGACCAGCACCUCAAUGGUCAAUGGCCGAUAUUUCCUUUUUGUCGAGGGAAUAUGUAUUUGGGAUGUCAACUUGAGCCAUACGCUAUUCUCUAAAGCUCAUAUCGGCGGCCUAAAGUAAUUCUACGCCAUUGAGGCUCGUCCAUAUCAUCAACACUCUCAUCACUCUCAAAACCUGAACAAUUUUGCGCCAUGGGCCUUACACCUAUACGUAUUCGAAGCAAGCGAAAAUUUCCAUCGCGAGGCAAACCAUCCCCAUGGCAAACUAUCACAUCUAUACCUGACGACAAAAUCAGUCCCCCCAAGAAGAUGAAGCGCUCACUAUCAAACGUCCUCGCCUCUCGAUCUACGCGUUGGCGGCCGGCUAUCCAAGCUCUUCCGGCCGAAAUCUUGGAGAGUAUAUUCCUUUACAGCGGCAAUGUUGCCCUUCCCCGGUCUGCACCGAUCAUAGGAUCAAAGCUAUCUGGACGGGCUACUCUCAUCAGGUUUAUCAUAUGGGCGUUCCAAGAUACUUGGGAACAAUCGUUCGGUGACCCUGAGAAGUUUGCGGCAAUAGAUAAGAAUCGCGUAUCUGGCAAUUGGCAACUCCAGUCAACCAUAUUGUGCCUACCUUGGAUCACUGCAGAAUUCAUUCUCCAGGCGCAACAGACCUGGGUAGAAAAAUACGCCAGAGACCAACAUUAUCGUCAUUAUCUUCCUCGGUUGGAUGAUGACGGUGACCCCUUUAUUUAUGGUCACAGCCAUCAUUUCGAAGGUGGCGUAGGGCACUUCAACUCGCAGCAGUGUUUUGAAGCUGAUUAUCAGGAGGUUCUGUCCUGGAAACCUUUCGAAAGGGUGGGAUCAUGGGGUGGCUGUGAUGUUCAUCCAAAGGUACGCGUUCCUACAAUCCUCAUCACCGGUCCAUGGGACGAGAAGAACCUACGCCUCCUGUUCUGGCUUCGAAGGGGUGGGCUAGUCUAUGGCCUAGAAGAGCAUGAUAGAUCGUGGGAGAUUCAGCUGGACUGUCUUCGUAACGCAUUUAUCGACGCACCGGAGCCCAAUGUCUUCAUCACAAAUUUGAUUGAUCUCACUGCACUGUGUCAGGGUCUACCGAGAGAUAUUGCCAGAGAGCAAAGAAGACGCAUUGAUCAACGGCUGAAAUGGGGUGCCGAUAGUGUCAUCUCAAAAGAGAUACUUCGACAGGUCUAUGGGACGAUAGGGAUGUUUCACGAUGGCUUUGGCACUUCAAGCUCCCCGAAAUAACGGCUGGUAGUCUUCUUUCUUGGCCAAAGAGACAGCACUGCCUCCCGGUUGUUCCCCUCAUGUCCAAAUCUGCACCCGCAAGACUAUUGGGUAAGCACUGUCACUUCGGGCUACCACAUUCAGCUCGCCGACAUAUAUCGUAACCUAGUUGGCUUCAGCCAACAUCAGAGUCAGGGCACGAUGGCAGUGAAGGUUGUCGCACUAGGGCUCAGCAGGAUUCGUGUGAACUCAUAAUGGCUCAUCGUGCAUCAUAUCACCUGCACAAAACCCCGACGCCCCUGAGGCUCGUCAGGCCUAGCAGUCGCGGGGCCAUCACGCCUCAAAAUAAGGAAUCGAGUUCAU